AUGGGAAGUCCCGACGCGUACGAUUCUGCAGGCACCAAGCGGAGCCCAGCAGCAGAUUAUGUGAAGUUUCUCCCGAAAUCUAUUCCGCUGCCUACCUUCUACACGGAAGAGGAACGCGACUCACUGAUUGGGACGUCGCUGUCACACGCUCUCGAGCAGAAGCUAGCAAGCCUUGAGAGAGAAUUUGAGCAACUUCGAGAGCUCACAGCAGAACUAUCGUGGUGCCAACGAGCCUGGUGGAGCGCAGAACACGGAGUGAUGACAUUUGAUGACUGGAAAUUAGCGGACGCCAUGUAUCGAUCCCGAGCGCUAGAGCUGCCCCACGGUGUAGGAGACUCAAUGGUCCCGGUGCUUGAUAUGGCAAAUCAUGCCUCGGAUAACCGCUCGAACGCUCGUUUCGAGGUGGAUGAAAACGGAAAUGUUCUUCUACUUGUCCGCGACGACAAGACAAUUGCACCCGAAGAAGAGAUCACGAUAAUGUACGGUGUAGGUGGGGCUUGCGAGAUGAUUUUCUCGUACGGAUUCCUGGAAGAGGGUGCCAGUAGUGCCAGAGAAAUGUUUCUCAGCCUCUCAAUACCUGAAGAUGAUCCGCUGCGACUUGCCAAGAUAAGGUAUGCGAAGGAGGCGCCAGGCGUCCGUGUCUAUGUCACUGCGACAGGCGAUGUUGAGUGGGACAGCAAUUAUUUGUGGUGGGCGUGUGUUAACGAAGAAGAUGGCCUCGACUUCCGCAUCAUGCAAACCAACGACGGCGAACGGGAGCUGCGAGCGGUGUGGAAAGAAGAAGACUUCGACCCACAUCACUUCAGAGACAUACUGGCUGCAGACAACCUUUGGAGUGUCUUCGCUCUCCGAGCAAAUGUUCUGAUUCAGCAGCGAUUUGAAUCUCAAGGUGCUGAAUUGACGGGCACUGAGCAAUCAUUCAUGGCCUGUGAGGAUCGGAUCUCCCGACAAGUUUGGCUUCUUGUCAAGCGUCUGCGGGAACUGGAGCUUGAUCUGAUCACUGCAGGUUUCCUGCAAGUCGAAGAAGAGAAGGACAAGUUGCUAGCUUCCCCCAUGGUGAGGUCGUAUCUCGGAGUGACCCCAGCUUCGGACGACGAUGGGCUUUUCGCCCGCUUCGAGAAAGGCUCGUCAUCACUAUCGCCAGGGACUGCGGCUCAGGUCAAGGCCGAGAUCGAGUCAUCAAGAGACGAUGUCCUCUACGUUGAGAUUCCCGCACCUGUACAGAACGGAGCGCACACAACAGGAGCCUCAACGGUGGCCGCUUUUGUCGAGUCUUUCGAACAAAAGAUUCAAGAACACGAGAAGAGACCAGCAAACAUAUCCGCGUCUACACUAAUCUCAGAAACUGCAGCCACGAAGCACGUGUUAACCAACGCCUCGAAAACACCUCCCCGGAUUCUGUCCGAUCAGUACAUCAACCUGUUCUUCCAGGAAUGGCAACCUCUUUUUCCCGUCUUACACAGACCAACCUUUCUUCGAGUGUAUGAAAACUAUUUGGCCGGUCCUGAUGCUGGCAACUGGCAGAGCAACAAGCAAGCCAUUGCGCAGCUCUUCCUGAUCUUUGAAAUUGCAGCGCUGUCCUCGGGUCACCAACUCAAAUCGAAUUGCCCGACUUACGAGAACCAAUGGCGGAGAGCGCUCUACGCCACAUCAGCAGCUCCCAACGUCGCAGCCAUACAGUCUCACGUGCUGGCACAACUGUGCUACCUUCUCCGCGGUGACUACCCCCAGCUUGCUCGACACCGCGGCAUCGCUGUGGGAAUGUGCCACCAGCUUGGUCUGCACCAAGGACACAAGUAUCACACGCAUGGAGUCUUCGAAGCUGAGACGAGGAGAAAGGUCUUCUGGUGCCAAUACACUUUGGAUAAAUUUGCCUCCGCGGCCACCGGCUCGCCAUCACUAUUGCGAGAGAGCGACAUUACGACGGAAUAUCCUGCUGAUGUUGAUGACGAGAACUUGACAUCACAGGGCUUUUCGCCAGCUCUGCCUGGCGAGACUACCAAAAUCUCCAGUGCGCUAGCCAUGUUCAAGGCCUCACGUAUUCUCUCGAAAACCUUGGACCAUCUGUACUCGUCCAAGGCAAGCUACGAGUUGUCAAUAAGCAAGCUACAUACAUAUUCCGAUGACCUUGAUAACUGGUCCGAGGAGCUUCCGGAACACCUGCGCCUACGCUUCAGCAAUGAUAAACCGGCGACCAAUGUGAUCAGUUGUCGUUCGCCUCUUUUGUCGUUGACUUAUUUCUACAUUCGUGGACUCAUCCAUCGACCAUUAUUGUGCCAUGGCACAGGAAGUGCGCAAGCUGCAGCGACGAUCGUACUAGCAGCUGCUGGCAAGCAUACGCUCCAGAUCCUCGACUUGUUGGAUGAGCGACGCAUGAAUUACACCUUCCCUAUCAAUAAGAGAGAACUCCUUCUGACGUCGGGCCUGUCAAUACUCUGGCAGUCCAUCGACCUUGACGAAGACAGUAAGCUGAUCAAGGACAACCAGAAGUCGCUGCAACUGGCCUUGACUAUGCUCAGCCGGGAGAGCCAGACCUCCUACGCCGAGUUCCGCCGCAUCGCCACAGCUUUCAUUCCACUUCAGAGCCGACGCACCUCAGGCAAUAAGGACCAGGGGACAAGUCCUAAAACCAAAAGCAAAAUGCCUGCUCCGACGCCACAUGCAGCCAAGCCUCCCAAAUCAACCAAAAAGCAACUUCAGGCCAUUGCCUCUCGCUUCAGCACGGCAGUGAGCAGCAGCUCGCGAUCGGAAGAGCCACGCCGCGCCACGGUCGCUGCCACAAAUUUGGGUCAAUCUAUGUCGCCCCCACAUCGAGCCGGCAGCACAGUCAGCCUGUCUUCCACUCGAUCCGCGCCCGUCGCGAUAGCAUGCUCACCCAAUCAGCUGGUCCGGACUAACACCACCAACUCGAAUCAGUCCAUCAACCUCGACUACUUCGCCAUUGGUGACGACCAGAAUUCUCAUAACACAGCCGAUCACCAAACCACCAGUGCAUCCUCAUCUACCAUGCUGCCGCCCAAAAAGCCCAUUAUGCAGCAAGUGUCGCCCACUAUCGCCAACGCAAGCUGGGACAACCUCCUCCUCACCAACCCGCACUACAGCGCAAGCAUGACCAACAUCAACUCGACCAACAAUGUCGACUUCUUCAACUCCCCCAACAUGGCUGUCCAUACACCCAUGAGCAUGACAGGUGCUGGCGGCAGCAACAGCGGGAAUGAAUGGCUACAGGACAACGGCAACUGGAAUCUCCCCGCUAUGGACUUUUCCACCAAGGCGAAUGUCCCGCAGAGCUUGCUGAGCUUCUCGGGCGAGAGCAUCACCAGUGGUGAUGAUUUCUUGUUCAGCGCGAGCAGUCACAAUGGCAGUACGAGCACGAACGAGAGUCGUGGGAGCGGGAGCGGGACCGGAAUUGGUGGAGCGCGGACAGGUAGUGGGGAUCUGCCGACACUGACUGAGAAUGCAUUCAAAGGUAUUGCCAUUCCGGUGGAUGAUGAAUUUGACUUUGAUGUUUUGGAGGGAUGA
Cyphellophora attinorum is the source of this 3522-nucleotide messenger RNA. RefSeq names its product Transcriptional activator protein acu-15. Gene Ontology annotation, biological process: DNA-templated transcription. Bases 1 to 3522 code for a protein of 1173 amino acids. NCBI's taxonomy places the organism in Eukaryota, Fungi, Ascomycota, Eurotiomycetes, Chaetothyriales, Cyphellophoraceae. The record is from RefSeq and is a predicted model, not a curated record. Gene Ontology annotation, molecular function: DNA binding; zinc ion binding. The transcript is spliced from 4 exons.